Messenger RNA from Aspergillus versicolor CBS 583.65, 2022 nucleotides. RefSeq lists its product as uncharacterized. Gene Ontology annotation, cellular component: protein phosphatase type 2A complex; nucleus; cytoplasm. Gene Ontology annotation, molecular function: peptidyl-prolyl cis-trans isomerase activity; protein tyrosine phosphatase activator activity. The coding region runs from base 1 to 2022 and encodes 673 amino acids. Gene Ontology annotation, biological process: mitotic spindle organization. NCBI's taxonomy places the organism in Eukaryota, Fungi, Ascomycota, Eurotiomycetes, Eurotiales, Aspergillaceae. The transcript is spliced from 2 exons. The record is from RefSeq and is a predicted model, not a curated record.
AUGUACCUACGAGCAGUCCACGCAGAGGGGCAAAUCGCCAUCCUCCACCAACUCAUCCGCGACAACCCACUGGGAAUUUUCACAACCGCUAUCAAAUCGCCUUCAUACCCACUUCUCCAAAGCAGCCAUAUCCCAUUCAUACUAGAUGUUCCAGAGACAACGGAUGGCAGCCUCUCGAAUGGAAUACUACGCGGUCAUAUGGCAAAGCAGAACCCGCAGGCAAAGGCGCUGAUGGAGGCAUUGGCGGCGCAACAAGAGCAAGGCAAUCCAAGUCUUGAGCUCCCAGACGAGGUCCUGGUCCUCUUUAAUGGCCCACAUCACCACUAUGUGACUCCAAAGUUUUAUACUGAGACCAAGCCCGCAACUGGCAAGGUCGUUCCCACCUGGAACUAUACCGCUGCGCAGGUAUAUGGAAAAAUCCGAAUCUACUGUGACUCCAAGUCUGAGGAGACGUCGAACUAUUUACAGAAGCAAGUUGAGGAACUAUCGAACCAGUCGGAAACUUCAAUUAUGGGAUAUACCUCACCGUGGAAAGUAUCCGAUGCGCCGGUUAACCACGUCGACCUUCUGAAGAAGAACAUUAUCGGCAUUGAGAUUACGAUCGAUCGCCUACAGGGGAAGUUUAAGAUGAGCCAAGAAAUGGGCCAGGGUGACCGGGAGGGCGUCAUCAAUGGGUUUGAGAAACUGGGCACUGAAACUGGGAAGGGGAUUGCGGAUAUGCUUCUGUCAACUUACAACAAAAAACAACUCAACUUUCUCAACAUGGCCGAAGAUCAAAAAAGAUCCGCGAAGCCGAAGAUUGACCUCUCACAAAAGCUAUCGGAGCUCCGGGCAGCGAGAACAAAGUCCCAAUCUUCUAGAGAUCCAACCCCCGUCACCCCUCCCCUCCCAAACCCGCCAGACCUAUCCUCCCACGAAUACUCUGUCCCCGUUCGUCGAAUCCUUUCUAAAAAUGACCACGAAACAUUCAUCUCCUCUCCCACCUACACCCUUGUCCUCGCCUUCAUCUUCGGUCUUUCUGACUCCGUGCGGGGUCGCGCAGCACCAGAUGCCGAAGCCAACCUCCCCGCCAACAUUUCCAAAAUUCUCUCAGUAAUAGACAACAUCGACAAGCUCGUCCAAAAGCACCCAGGUAUCGAUCAGGGCGGUUCUCGAUUUGGGAACCCCGCCUUCCGCGACCUGUUUGACGACGUUGCCACUCAGAGCACAGCAUGGCAUCGAGACAUUCUCGGAAUACAAAACGAGCCCGCUAUUAACGAGAUAUCUACAUACCUGAUUCAUUCGCUGGGGUCGCGGGACAGACUGGACUAUGGCUCGGGGCACGAACUGAAUUUCAUGAUGUGGCUGCUCUGUCUGCGACAGCUAGGUCUGUUCUCAAAGCCGGACUUUGAGUCGAUCGUGUUCCGUGUCUAUGUUCGGUAUAUGUGCCUUAUGCGUGAUGUCCAGUCGACGUAUUAUCUCGAACCCGCCGGGUCCCACGGCGUCUGGGGAUUAGAUGAUUACCACUUCUUGCCGUUUUUGUUUGGCGCAGCACAGCUUGUUGGACACCCAUAUGUCACACCGCUGGCGAUUCAUAAUACCGCUAUUCUUGAUGAAGAGGGUGAUCGAUAUCUGUAUCUCGACCAGGUACGAUGGGUGGAUAGCGUCAAGACAGUAAAAGGUCUACGGUGGCAUAGUCCUAUGCUGGAUGACAUCUCGGGCGCGAAGAAUUGGACUAAGAUCGAGAGCGGCAUGAAGAAAAUGUUCAUCAAGGAAGUCAUGGGGAAACUUCCUAUCAUGCAGCACUUUUUGUUUGGCAGUUUGCUUCCUGCUGAAUCUGGUAUGGGCGAACUCCCAGCUGGAGAAGAGGAAAGCGAACAUACGCACGAGCAUGAAGACGGGCAUGUCCACGACCACAGUCAGCAUUCAGAUUGGUUCGGCGACUGUUGUGGAAUCAAGGUACCGAGUACUAUAGCCGCUGGGGCUGAGAUGCGAAAACGGAUGGGUGGGAGCUCGAGCCUACGCCCGAUUCCGUUUGACUAG